GCUGGUCAGAGAGAGCAAACUUGCGUAGUCUUGCCACGGUUCGCUUUCUGCUUGCCUGUUUCUCUCUAUGGACGACUGGAGGGGAGUAAAGGAAACUGCUGGAACUGUUGUCGUUGGGAGAGCAGCGCCGUUCGAGGCCCUGGCGAUGAUUUAAUAACGGGAAACCGGGCUCGUGGAGCAAAGAAGCAGGGAAAAGACGACGGGAGACGAGGAGAGCAGGCUUUGGAGAUGUGCUGUAGCGGUCGGGCCGAGAUUGUUGCGAGAAGAAAUGAGAGAAGGGAGACGAUUAAAGCCGCUACCUGUCCUUUUUCUUGGGAGAAGCCAGCCAUAUUCUUCCUGGGCCCAGCCAAAUGGACGGUAACCCUGUCUAGGCCCGGACUGAGCAGAUUGUUCUAAGAGGAAACGUAAAACAAACAGGGGAAGUGAACAUGGCUGGAAACUCAGGCUUCUUUUCCAAUGGACCUAUUCCGUGGACGGACCACGCGGAGGAGAACAGUCUGUGCCGGGAUCUGGAGCUGGGCACUGUGCUGACUCUGUUUUAUUCUAAAAAAUCACAGCGCCCAGAAAGGAGGACUUUUCAAGUGAAAUUGGAGACUAGGACUGUUAUCUGGACUCGGGGAACGGAUAAAAUUGAUGGAGAGAUCGACAUUCGAGAGAUCAAGGAGAUCCGUCAAGGUCCUAAGUCCCGGGAUUUUGAGCGCUACGUUGAGGAUUCGGCAGUACGGCUCGAUCAGUCUCAUUGCUUUGUUAUUCUGUACGGCACAGAAUUCCGCCUUAAAACACUCAGCCUUGCAGCAACAUCAGAUGAAGAGAUGACCAUGUGGAUUAAAGGGUUAGAAUGGCUUGUGGCUGACACUUUGAGGGCACCAACACCUCUGCAAGUUGAACGGUGGUUACGCAAGCAGUUCUAUUCCGUAGAUCGUAACAGAGAAGACAGGAUAUCCUGUAAGGAGCUGAAGAACAUGCUGAACCAGGUCAACUACAAGGUGCCAAGCGUGAAGUUCCUCAAAGAGAAACUUCCGGACGGUGAGAUAAGAAACGGGGACGUGAGCUUCAGCCAGUUUGCCCAGCUGUAUCGUAACCUCAUGUGCGAUGCCCAGAAAAGCAUGGAAAUCCCGUUUCUUGAAAAGUUCACAGUUAGACCUGAAAUCAGGAUUUCUCUAAAGGAUUUCAGGAACUUUCUGCUUGAUGAGCAAAAGGAGCUGUGGGCCACAGACUUGGACGAAGUUCAGAAGUUUAUGUUCGACUACCUGAAGGAUCCUCUCAGAGAACUGGAGCAGCCAUAUUUCCAACCAGAUGAAUUCCUCACAUACCUCUUCUCCAAAGAGAAUAGCAUCUGGGAUUCCUCCUUGGACCAUGUAUGUCCUGAGAACAUGAACAACCCUUUGUCUCACUACUGGAUCUCCUCUUCACACAACACCUACCUGACUGGAGACCAGUUUUCCAGUGAGUCGUCUUUGGAGGCGUAUGCUCGCUGUCUGAGGAUGGGAUGUCGCUGUAUAGAAUUGGACUGCUGGGAUGGUCCAGAGUCGAUGCCAGUCAUCUACCACGGACACACCCUGACCACAAAAAUCAAGUUUUACGAUGUCUUGAUGACGAUCAAGGAGCACGCUUUUGUCACGUCAGAGUAUCCUGUCAUCCUCUCCAUCGAGGACCACUGUGGCAUCGUUCAGCAGAGAAACAUGGCGACGUUGUUCAAAAGGGUAUUUGGAGACAUGCUGCUUACCAGGGCGGUGGAUAUGGUGGCGGACGCCCUGCCAUCGCCCAACCAGCUCAAGAGAAAGAUUCUCAUUAAGCAUAAGAAGCUUACAGAAGGCAGUGCCUAUGAAGAAGUUUCCACCUCCACGCCCUACUCUGAGAGUGACAUCAGCAACUCCAUCAAAAAUGGCAUCCUGUACAUGGAAGACCCCAUCAAUCAUGAGUGGUACCCUCACUUCUGCGUUCUGACCAACAGGAUGCUCUACUACUCAGAAGAGACCUCCAUAGGAAACGACGAUGAGGAAGAGCACAGAGAGGUGGCCAAUGCUAUGGAGCAGCACGUGACAGAAAAGUGGUUCCAUGGAAAGCUCGGUGCUGGGCGGGAUGGGCGGCAGAUAGCCGAGAGGCUGUUAUCCGACUACUGCCAAGAGACUGGAGCUCCUGAUGGCUCCUUUCUGGUUCGGGAGAGUGAAACCUUUGUUGGAGACUACACGCUGUCUUUUUGGCGUUCUGGACGAGUGCAGCACUGUCGCAUACACUCUCGCCAGGAAGCUGGCAGCGCCAAGUUCUUCCUGACCGACAACCUGGUGUUCGAUUCGCUCUACGCCCUCAUCACUCACUACCAGCAGGUGGCGCUGCGCUGCAACGAGUUUGAGAUGAAGCUGACCGAGCCGGUGCCUCAGACCAACGCUCAUGAGAGCAGGGAGUGGUACCACGCAAACCUGUCUAGGAGCCAGGCUGAGAACAUGCUGAUGAGGGUUCCUCGUGACGGAGCUUUCCUCGUCAGGAAGAGAUCUGAACCCAACUCCUUUGCCAUUUCCUUCAGGGCGGAGGGGAAGAUCAAGCACUGUCGAGUGCUGCAGGAGGGCCAGUCUGUGAUGCUGGGGAACUCGGAGUUUGACAGCCUUGUAGAUCUGAUUAGUUACUAUGAAAAGCAUCCUCUGUAUCGUAAAAUGAAACUGCGCUACCCCAUCAAUGAGGACACACUGGAGAAGAUAGGCACUGCUGAGCCAGAUUACGGUGCGCUGUACGAGGGCAGGAAUCCAGGCUUUUACGUUGAGGCCAACCAAAUGCCAGUUUUUAGGACCACAGCUAAAGCCAAAUACGAGUAUAGAGCUCAGAGAGAUGACGAGCUCUCCUUCACCAAGAACGCCAUCAUCUCCAAUAUAGACAAGCAGGAAGGAGGAUGGUGGAAAGGUGACUAUAGAGACAAGAAGCAGUUGUGGUUUCCUGCAAACUACGUGGAGGAGAUCGUUAGUCCGACAGCUGCUGAGCCUGACAGAAAUGAGACAACAGAGCUCAGCCCCCUUGGAGAUCUGCUGAGAGGAAGUUUGGAUCUGGCAUCCUGCUCAGUUGUUGUACGUAAUGAAGGCAGGGGUAGCAGGCCUCACGUCUUCACCCUGGUGCCCAACAACCCUUCAGUCGGCCCGGUGCUGGACUUGGCUACCAACAGCUUGGAAGAACUAAAGGAAUGGAUUUAUGGGAUACGUGAAGCUACUGUGUUUACAGAGGCCAAGAUUGAAGAAGGGAAGUUGAUGGAGAGAAAGCACAAAAUAGCGAUGGAGUUAUCAGACCUAGUCAUCUACUGUAGGCCCGUGCAGUUUGAUGAAGACAAGAUUGGCACAGAGCAGGCCUGCUUCCGGGACAUGUCGUCUUUCCCCGAGACCAAGGCAGAAAAGUACAUCAACAAAUGCAAAGGCAAGAAGUUCCUGCAGUACAACCGCCUGCAGCUGUCACGGAUCUAUCCCCGGGGCCAACGGCUGGACUCCUCCAACUAUGACCCGUUACCCAUGUGGCUCUGCGGGUCCCAGCUGGUCGCACUUAACUUCCAAACAGCAGACAAGCCCAUGCAGAUGAACCAGGCCUUGUUCAUGGUGAACGGACGGAGCGGCUAUGUCCUUCAGCCACCUAUCAUGAGGGACGAUGUCUUUGAUCCCUUUGACAAAACCACACUACGAGGCAUUGAUAAAGUGGACCUUGUGAUUGAGGUCCUGGGUGCACGUCACCUGCCGAAGCACGGCCGAGGCAUCGUUAGUCCUCUCGUUGAGAUAGAAAUUUGUGGGACAGAUUAUGACAGUACCAAAGUAAAAACUAACUCAGAAGCUGAUAAUGGACUGAACCCUACAUGGCAGACAAAGUUUGAAUUCAGUUUAUUAAACUCCGCCUUUGCGUUCCUGCGUUUUGUGGUCUAUGAGAUCGACAUGUUCAGUGACCAAAACUUCCUGGCUCAGGCCUCGUUCCCCAUUCAAGGCCUCAGGACAGGGUACCGCUCCGUACCGCUGAAGAACAGCUACAGCGAGGAUCUGGAGCUGGCUUCUCUGUUGGUCCAUGUGGACAUUAGCAAAACCAGGGGUGAAAAUGGUGAACUCCUGAGCCCGCUGUUUGCUGCCAGUCCCACAGCAGUACCAGCCUCAGCCCAAGUAGGACGAGAUCGUUUUGGGGAGCUGAGCUCUGUGUCCUCCUCUCCCUCCACCAUGUCCCCUCUGCCUCAGUCACCCCCCCAGGCCUCAGCCUACAGAGUGAUGGAUGGCCCUUUGGACACCCGCUACCAGGCCUCCAUAGAUGACUUCAGGGUGAGCCAAGAGUCUCUGUUGGACCACAUGGACCCACAGAACAGACGGAACUUGCGGAGGACCAAAGUGGGCGUAGAGAACCGCGUCUAAGUCCAAGCCAAUCAGGACUCGCCCCCCCACCCAAUCCUUCCCUCACCCAGCAGCCUCUCCACGUACUGAUGAUGUCACUGACUGCUGUGAUCACUGUUUCCAUGGAAACGCACACCACUGCUUUGGCCUACAUUCGAGGCAGCUCUUUUCCUCCCACCCCUCCCUCCCCUACUCUGAUGAGACUGAGGGUCUUGGAUACAGGAGGGGUGGGGGACAGAGAGGAAGCUAAUGGCUGUAGACAGGAAGAAGAAACGGUGUGGACAGGAAAACAAAAGGCUCUGGGCCUGGACGGUGUCGACGGAGCUCUUGUUGUGUAUAACAGCUGCUUAUUAAGGAGGCUAUGGGGAGAGAGCUCCAAAAGGUCUGUUAGAAACUGUUUCAAGUUUAGAUUCGUCACUUUUUCUUUUUCUCUUUCCAUCGCCGUGUCUGAAUAUAUAUAUAUAUUUAUUCGUGCUGCUGUCCAGAGAGCGGCAGCAGCAGCUGAUGAGCUCUCAAAGAGCUCCUCUCUCUGUGUUUCUAAAUGUUCUAAUUAUUUAAAACUUAAAGCAUUCAUGAUGUGACUUUGUGUAAAACAUGAGGGCUCCCCAUGAUUUUUUAAACAUCUCUGCUUCACGUGCCUCCAGUUUGUCACACCUUAAAUCUACUUUUUUUUGUUUUUGUUGGGCAUCAGGAAGAUGUCACGACCUGUCUGUGUCAGAGCAGCCAGAGAGCAGGUGGUGUCGUGUUUUUGGUCACCUUUUUUCUUCAUUCCUGUUUUGUUCCUAAAACUGAAUCAUUCCAUCUCCCCGAGUAGCUUUAGAAGCCAGUCUGAAACGGACAGAAGGUCGUGGUCGGAUCGUUGUGCUUUAGUCUCGUUUUCUGUGCCGACUCACAUGUCUACAGUCAUGAGACAAAAGAGCGAUCCACACAGAGCCCUGGCUGCAUCAACGCUGGCAAAAAAAAAAAAAAAAGCUCAGAAACAUGACUAACAACAAAGAAAAUGCCGAUGCGGUGACUUGGAAGUAAUUUUUAGGUCUUUUCUACGACAUCAUGCUAAUUUGUUUACAGCAGCUGCUCCAGUAAUGAACACAGAUGUAUGUUGAUGAAUAUAAAUGUCACUGAAAUGAAGAAUGUUUUAAUUCUAACAGGUACCCGUCAUCAUUUUAGUCUUGAACGUAGAUAUUCAGUGCUCCUGGUGAAGUUUGCUGCACCGCGUUAGAUGAAAGACAUUUUUGUGUAUUUGUAGUCUUCAUGAUUUGGGAGUUGUGUUGCAGAGCCAAACUGAGUUACACUGCCCAUGAGACAAAUUCUACAAAGUUUUUGAUCAUUUGCCUAAAACGGGUCAUGUUUUAUGUUUUAAGGUUGUGAUUUUAAGGACCAGUCGGUCUCUGUGGUUGAUGAAGUGGAGGUCACACGCUGAGCCCAGCGAGUUUCUACAGAAUCGUUUUAUUUUUACAGGUUAGGAUCUGGAAGUGUUUUUAUCAGCUUGUGCCGGAUGAUGGGCUCAGUGUGUGAGCACCGACACACCGAUAAGCCAUAUGGGUGGAUCUAAAGUCAAAUCAGAAGUCAGUGUUUAAAGUCUAACAGAAUGUCUUUAGUAUUUUUUGCUUUUAUAUCCUGAUGUUAAUCCGGAAACGUUUAUGUUACAUUCUCCUCUUUUUAACGCUCUGUAUAAUUUGUGAAGCACUUGAGUCUGCAGAGCUCAUCAAGCCUCCGUCUUGCACCUGCCCUGCUGAACACACACGUCUGGGAUGGUUUGUCAGACCACGUUUGACUUUUCCCUGCCAGUCUGUAACAGUCAGAGCCACCAGAGUAACCAUGGACACUUACGCGCGGGUGAUCAGGGCCAUUAGAUGUAAUUACUUUGCUUUUUCAUUUUUAUUUUAGCACCAUUUACAUUUGCCUUCCUGUAAUGUGCCUAAGCUAUAAAACUAUGGAGAGAAGUAUUAAUUUUGCCUUUCAUAUAAAACACAUUCAAGCCUGAAAAAAUAAAAUACUCAUUGCUUUAUACAACUGUCUUAUUUUAAAUUGUUCUUGUGGCACCACACCACAGGAAGUGGUCAGUUUCAUCUGAGCCAGACUUAAGACACACCUCUGAAAACGAGUCACCUGAAGCGUCAAUAAAAACUCACUUGGAUAAACGUUCA
Messenger RNA from Nothobranchius furzeri (turquoise killifish), 6487 nucleotides. RefSeq names its product phospholipase C, gamma 1 (gene plcg1). Gene Ontology annotation, molecular function: calcium ion binding; phosphatidylinositol-4,5-bisphosphate phospholipase C activity; protein binding. NCBI's taxonomy places the organism in Eukaryota, Metazoa, Chordata, Actinopteri, Cyprinodontiformes, Nothobranchiidae. The record is from RefSeq and is a predicted model, not a curated record. Gene Ontology annotation, biological process: positive regulation of epithelial cell migration; phospholipid catabolic process; release of sequestered calcium ion into cytosol.